AGCCUCAACCCCAGCCAUUGUUGGAGCUUCGGUCUCAGUUCCAACCCCAGUCUCAGACAAGGCUUCAGCCUCAUCCCCUGAUUCCAUCCUGACUCAGCCAGUAUCCAACGGCAGGCUGCCGGGCAACGGGCGUAGCAACGGGCGUAGCAACGGGCACGGCAUGGGCAACUCCUCCAGGAAGGAGGAGGCCGAGGAAGAGAAGGAUGGGGAGAAAGUGAAAGUAAUGGAGGAGGAGAAGAGGAGGAGGAAGAAGAAGAAAGAGGAGGAGAUGGAGGACGAUGAGCUUCCCCUAGGGGUGGAGGAGAUGCUGGCGAGCGGAGACCUUUUGGACCUGAGCUAUAAGAAGUUUCGCAGGUUGCCCGGUGUGGUCUGUAGGCUACGUCACCUGGAGAAGCUGUAUGUGUGUGGUAACAGUCUGCGGACCCUCCCGGAGAACAUCGUCCAACUGAAGGGCCUCCGCAUCCUGGCUCUAGACUUCAACAAGAUGGAGGACGUCCCGUUGGCCAUCUGCCAGCUCCGUAACCUGACACGUCUCUACCUGGGCUCCAACCGCCUGAUAUCUCUCCCUCCAGAGCUACGCAACCUUCAGAGCCUUCGCUGCCUCUGGAUGGAGAGCAACUACUUCACGUGCUUCCCCCGCCAGCUCUACGACUUACCCCACCUCAGGUCCCUCCAGAUGGGGGACAACAGGCUGCGGACUCUGCCCCCGGACCUGUGGCGUAUGGAGGCCCUGCGGGGACUGUGGCUCUACGGAAACCGUUUCACUGAGUUCCCACGUGUCUUACUCCGCAUGGUGGAUCUGGAGAUCUUAGACUUGGACAAGAACAAGAUCGAGGUGUUCCCUAAUCUGAGCCGGCUCCCCGCCCUCCGCCUCUUCUCCUACGACCACAACCCUGUGGAGGGGCCUCCUGGUGUGGGGGAGGAGGUGCUGCUGGUUGGGGAGGGGGCCCAGGAGGAGCUCCAGGAACGGGCAGACAGGAAGGCUAAGAAGGAGCAGGAUAUGAGGGAUGCGGAAGAGGCUGUGCUGGCCGGGGAUGGGCCUGUGAUCCAAGGCAUUCUAAAGACGGCCAAACAGAACAGCGCAUCGCACGCUGGGCACAAGUACAACGAGGUGGUAACCAUGGCGAUGCCCCUAACCGAGGAAGAGAGGAGGAAGGAGGAGAUGGAGGCGGAGUUAGAGAGGGCGUUGAACGACUACGGGGCGGGGCUUGAGUAUGACCUGGAGGGGAUAGAAUAUGACAAGGAGGAGCUUAUAUGUGAGGGGGAGGGGUAUGAGGUUGGGGAUUUGGAGUACGAACAAGGAGAUAUGGACUAUGAGUAUGAGGAGGGGGAGGAGCUAGAGGAACCAGGAAGACAAGGGGGCCGGCAUUGAUGACUGACUGAUUGACUCCUCCUCCUGCAAAGGCUCUGAGUCCUUCCCUCCAAAGUCUAGACUUGUUUGACCUUGCAGCAGACAUUGCAGACUACUGACUGAUCUACAAGCCACCUUGCAUCAUAAAUAACUACUUAGAAUUAUUUGUAGAUCAGUCAUCACGGAUCCGAUGCUCUCAGACACAGCCUCUCACCCCUCCCCUUCCUAAACCUAGGACCCCUCCCCUUCCUAAACCUAGGACCCCUCCCCUUCCUAAACCUAGGACCCCUCCCCUUCCUAAACCUAGGACCCCUCCCCUUCCUAAACAUAGGACCCCUCCCCUUCCUAAACCUAGGACCCCUCCCCUUCCUAAACCUAGGACCCCUCCCCUUCCUAAACCUAGGACCCCUCCCCUUCAUAAACCUAGGACCCCUCCCCUUCCUAAACCUAGGACCCCUCCCCUUCCUAAACCUAGGACCCCUCCCCUUCCUAAACAUAGGACCCCUCCCCUUCCUAAACCUAGGACCCCUCCCCUUCCUAAACAUAGGACCCCUCCCCUUCCUAAACAUAGGACCCCUCCCCUUCCUAAACCUAGGACCCCUCCCCUUCCUAAACCUAGGACCCCUCCCCUUCCUAAACCUAGGACCCCUCCCCUUCCUAAACCUAGGACCCCUCCCCUUCCUAAACCUAGGACCCCUCCCCUUCCUAAACCUAGGACUCCUCCCCUUCCUAAACCUAGGACCCCUCCCCUUCCUAAGAUUCUGCCUACUUGGCAGCUUCCUGAUUUGCACUAGGAGGUGAUAUGAGAACUAAGUGGACAAUAUAAGGAAAACACCAGGAUUAAUAGCCUAUGUCAGUUAGUUAAUUAUCCAUUCAAGUGGAUUCCAAUAUUGUUCUUCUGCCUUUCUAGGCUAGACCUUUUUUAUGACAACGCUCCAGCUGUCAUGACAACGCUCCAGCUGUCAUGACAACGCCCAACCAGAGGGUUGUUUAACUUAGUAAACCCUGUGUGAAAUGAAUUAAUGACUAGCCUCCUGAACCUGUUGCUAUAAUAUGUGACUUUGACAUUCUCUGUCCGUAGUUAGAAGUAGAGCAGGGCUGAGCCACUAAAUAACCAAGACAUUAGAUGUUUUUCAAACUGACCUGAAGACAGAUCCAUGCACUGCACAUUGUGGAGAUGAGGGCAGGCAGUGGCGUCUUUGCCAACUCGGCAAAUUGGCAAGUCAGAGCAGGACUCCGGUGACGCUGUGUGUGUGUGUCAGUGUGUGUGUGUCUGCAUUGAGUAAGUGUGUGUGUGUGUCUGCAUUGAGUAAGUGUGUGUGUGUCUGCAUUGAGUAAGUGUGUGUGUGUGUUUGAGUGGUUGUGUGUGAAUGCGGACACGCAAGUGUGUAUAUAUGGGUGCGUGUGUGAAUGUGUACACGUUUUGAGUGUGUCUAUUUUGAAGUGAGGGGGGGGGUAAACUUAUUACCUUUGUAAUGUGAUAUAGUUUGUUUUUGUUAAACCCAUUAUGUGUAUAAAGGAAAUCUAAUCUUGCCUCAUUAAAUAAUGAUUGAGUUUAUCGGGUUGGACUGAA
Oncorhynchus gorbuscha (pink salmon) is the source of this 2924-nucleotide messenger RNA. Its product is annotated as leucine-rich repeat-containing protein 10B. The record is from RefSeq and is a predicted model, not a curated record. NCBI's taxonomy places the organism in Eukaryota, Metazoa, Chordata, Actinopteri, Salmoniformes, Salmonidae. Gene Ontology annotation, molecular function: protein binding.